AUGCGACGCAGUCCCUUGAUUCAUGAUGGACUGAGGCGCUGCUUGUGCCCAGCUGUCCGUGUGCAUGUGCAGCAUGCGAGAGCUUUGCACCAGCCGCCGGCGAGGUCGAGCGCCCCUUCUGCACCUGCACUGGCCGUCGGAGGGACGACAAGACCAUCCGUCAGAUGCGCCGCCGGCCUGGCCGCAAGACGACAACGACGUCUCGGCUCAACCUGCGCCACGGCCUCGGCGUCCAACGCCUCGCGCGACAACGACGACGACGACGACGACGACUUGCAUCGUUCGGUCCCCAGGGUCGAACGACUGCUGACCCCCGCUCCCCCAAGCGAGGCAACGCUGCUCGGUUCGUCCGUCGAGGAAAUCGCCCAGGCCCUCGUCACCAUGCGCGAUCCUCGGGGAUGGCACUUCCACGGCCACGACAUCGACCGCCACGGGCGCAUCGUGCAGCUCGUCACGCAUCUGCUGUCCCGGCGCGGCCACCCCCCCGGCCCCUUUGUCUACGAGUGCAUGAUGGACGCCAUGGCCGAUCCCCAGGGCUCCGUCAGGGGCAUCCGCAAGCUGCUGGACGAGAUGCAGGCGCAGAACAUGACGCCCACGGCGACCCUGUGCCGCAGCGCGCUGGCGGCGCUGGCCAACCACCCAGACUACCACCUCCGGCAGGAGAUGCUCAACACCAUGCACGACUUUUGGUUCACCGUCGACGCGCCCGUCAGGCAGAGCGUGCUUCUCGGCCUGCUGCGCGACGAGCAGUACGAGCUCGCGUACCUGCGGCUCACCGAGAUGGCUGAGCAAGACGCCCCCGUCGACCUCUGGGUCUACGACAUCUUCAUCAUGGUAUUUGGCAAGCUGCGCUUCAUCGACGAGAUGAUGCUCCUCCUGCACCAGCGCAGCAAGGCCGGCAACCGCGACCGCGACCGCGACCGCGGCGGCGGCGGCGGCGGCGGCGGCGACGGCGAUGGCGACGGGGCCAUCAACAGCGUUCUGUACUACGCGCUCGACGUGUGCAGCCAGGCCUUCCACUACCCAGGGACCUUGUUCGCGUGGAACAGCAUGGUGCGCAGCUCGCUGUUCCAGCCGUCGGACGGCAUCGUCGAGAACGUGCUGGCCACGGCGGCGCGCCACGGCGACGCGUCGCUCGCCACCGAGGCCCUGGACAUGCUCUCGAGGCGGACGCGAGUCCUCGCCCACCACUACGAAGCCGUCGCCGAGGCCUUUGCCGCCACCGGCGACGUGGCCGGCGCGUUCCGCAUCCUGUGCAUCAUGAAGCACAACGGCAUCCGGAUCGGCCGGGCAAGCACGACGGCCGUGUCCGACGUCCUCCGACGACGGCCGGAGCUGAUCCCCGAGGCGGAGGAGGCCCUCCGAGGCAUGGCCGUCGCCGACCACGAGCUGCCAGCCGCCGCGGUGGGCGCCGUCGUCGAGGCCAUCGCCCAGAGCCGAGGCAGCCGGGCCGCCAUGGCCCUGUACCAAGACAUGCCCAAGCUGUGCGGCGAGCCGGCCGACCCGGUCGUCGUGAGAACGCUCAUGGUGCACAGCGACGACGCCGAAGCCACCCGCUCCCUGGCGAGGGACUACCUGCGCCGCGCUCCCGACGGGGCCGACGAUAACGACGGCGCCGCCGUCCACAGCAGCCACGCCUACAGGGCUCUGGUUGCGGCCUGCGCCGAGGCCGACGAGCUGGACCUUGCCUUUGGGUUUGCCGACCGAGCCGCGACGAGGCACUCAGGCGGCCCGGCAGAACAGGACGUGGAAUGGGUCAAGGGCCUGGUGGCCAAGGCGGUAGACAAGGAGGACGGGAGGAUAUGGGGCGUGGUGGACGAGCUGAGCAAGGACGACAGGACGGGCGCCGCGGUGGAAAAGAUGCUGAGGCAGAUGAGGCUCACGAGACGGGCGGCCGACAUGAAGCUACGACGGUAG
Messenger RNA from Ustilaginoidea virens, 1917 nucleotides. RefSeq lists its product as uncharacterized. The record is from RefSeq and is a predicted model, not a curated record. NCBI's taxonomy places the organism in Eukaryota, Fungi, Ascomycota, Sordariomycetes, Hypocreales, Clavicipitaceae. Bases 1 to 1917 code for a protein of 638 amino acids. Gene Ontology annotation, molecular function: protein binding. The transcript has a single exon.